This is a messenger RNA of Linum tenue, 3737 nucleotides long. The record is from the annotation of a GenBank genome assembly. NCBI's taxonomy places the organism in Eukaryota, Viridiplantae, Streptophyta, Magnoliopsida, Malpighiales, Linaceae.
UGAAUCUGAGUGGAAAGUAUGACCGCCGUGGAUGACUUAAGAGCACUUUUUGCUGGUCAGAAUAUCAUCAGUGAUUUCAGUUUUGUCCCGAUAAAGAAGAAAAAAACGAAAAGAAGUAACCAUGUCUGCCGCUGCAACCGCCAUUUCUUCCUUGCAAGUCCCAUUUCUGAACUGCAACAAUGGCAAUUCGCUGCCCAGAAAUCCGCCAACUGGGUCGUUUGUUAAUUUGUCAAAUAUUUCCAUCACGACGAAAGGGUGUACUUCAUCUAUCAGAUGUCAAUCCACAAGCACGGAGAAACCCAAGACGAGGAAUUUGGUGGACAAUGCGAGCAACUUGCUUACGAAUUUCUUGAGUGGGGGGAAUUUAGGUUCAAUGCCGAUAGCUGAAGGGGCAGUGACUGACCUUUUUGAUCGUCCCCUCUUCUUCUCUUUAUAUGAUUGGUUCAUUGAGCACGGCUCAGUGUACAAACUUGCCUUUGGGCCAAAAGCAUUUGUGGUUGUGUCAGAUCCCAUUGUUGCCAGACACAUUCUGCGUGAAAAUGCAUUUUCGUACGACAAGGGUGUUCUUGCUGAUAUUCUCGAACCAAUAAUGGGCAAAGGACUUAUACCUGCUGAUCUUGAAACAUGGAAACAAAGGAGAAGAGUAAUUGCACCUGGGUUUCAUGCCUCAUACUUGGAAGCGAUGGUCAAGAUAUUUACUGACUGCUCUGAAAGAUCGAUAACGAAAUUUGAGGAGCUUCUAGGAGCACAAGCUUUAAAUGGUGGCAGGGAACCAAUUGAGCUGGAUCUUGAAGCUGAGUUUUCAAAUUUGGCUCUGGAUAUCAUUGGCCUUGGUGUAUUCAACUAUGACUUUGGCUCUGUCACAAAAGAAUCGCCUGUUAUUAAGGCUGUUUAUGGUACACUUUUUGAAGCUGAGCAUAGAUCCACUUUUUACAUUCCUUACUGGAAGAUUCCUCUGGCAAGGUGGAUAGUUCCUAGACAACGGAAGUUCCACAGUGACCUUAAAGUUAUUAACGACUGCCUUGAUGGACUGAUAAUGAAUGCCAAAGAUACUCGAGAGGUAAAGAUAAUGACCAACAUGUUUAACUUUAGGAAGAAGCAGAUGUUGAAAAGCUGCAGCAGCGGGACUACUCAAACAUCAAAUUUGCAGGAUGCAAGUCUCUUGAGAUUUCUUGUUGACAUGCGGGGAGAUGAUGUGGACAACCGUCAGCUACGAGAUGACCUGAUGACAAUGCUUAUUGCUGGUCAUGAGACCACCGCUGCUGUUCUUACAUGGGCGGUUUUCCUUCUUGCACAAAACCCCUCCAAGAUGAAGAAAGCCCAGGCAGAGUUAGAUGCAGUUCUGGGCCAGGAGAAGCCAACAUUUGAAUCACUUAAAAAACUCGAAUAUAUACGGCUUAUUGUGGUCGAAUCUCUUCGCUUGUAUCCUCAGCCUCCAUUGCUAAUCAGACGUUCUCUCAAACCAGAUGUUUUACCAGGAGGCUACCAGGGAUCCCCAGAUGGCUAUGCAAUCCCUGCCGGGACAGAUAUAUUUGUUUCUGUGUAUAAUCUCCACAGGUCCCCACAUUUCUGGGACCGCCCGAACGACUUUGAACCAGAAAGGUUUCUCGUGACAAAGACGAAUGAAUCUGUCGAAGGAUGGGCUGGUUUUGAUCCGUCUAGAAGUCCCGGAGCAUUAUACCCUAACGAGGUGGUAUCAGAUUUUGCAUUGCUUCCCUUUGGCGGAGGACCAAGGAAAUGUGUGGGGGACCAAUUUGCGCUAAUGGAAUCCACAGUUGCAUUGGCCAUGUUGCUGCAGAAGUUCGAUGUGGAGCUUAGAGGGUCUCCUGAAUCAGUUGAGCUGGUCACUGGAGCAACCAUACAUACAAAGAAUGGGUUGUGGUGUAAAUUGCAGAAGCGAUCCUCAUCAUCAUAAGCCAAUCUCCAUUCAUGCUGUUUCCCUUUGUAAGAAGGAAGCUACUGCAACAUGAUCACUAUGGUAAAAAAAAAGGUCUGUAAAUUUCUUCAGAACACGAGCAUUCUGAUUGCGAGGGGUGAACCUCGUUCAUUUUCUUACUUAGCUGCCAUAUUUCAGACCUUGAUGCUAAAGAUUUACAUGUUCAGGUGAGGGAUAGGGUGUAUUUGCAUCCAUUUACCAAAGUAAAAAAAGCACACAUUGAGGAAAGGAAAUACAUCAUCACCAAAUGCAUAUAACUAUUAGCCGUUGAGAGAAUAUCACUUGAUACCACUCUGACUUUAUAUUUCAAAUUGCAUGACAAAUGAUCAGGCGACCAUUGUUUAUUUGACCUUUUCAUUUAACCAGUGAUGCCACAAACUCAUCAACAUUCCUCUCCGAACUCCCACCAUCGGCAACUGCUUCUCUUGCCAAUUUCCUCCACUUCUCUGAAUUCCUCCUCAUCUCCUCGCCACUCUCCCCUUCCAUCACUUCCUUGAUCCGUCGCCCUAUCUCCUCCUUCGUCACCACCCCGCUCUCCACGUCAGCCCUUGCACGCGCCCCCACGCGCCAGACAUCUGCCACGAACUUGGCGUUUGUCUGUUGAUCCCCCCACACUGGCAACGCCACCAUCGACACCCCAAGGCAGAGCGCCUCCAUCGUCGAGUUCCACCCGCAGUGGGUCAAGAAGCAGCCGAUGGAGCGGUGGGCCAGGACCUCCACCUGGCGGCACCAACUCACAACAAGCUGGUCUGAUGAAUCCAUUGCAAAGAGGAAGUCAGGCGGGAGUUUAUCUUCUUCGGAUUCACGAACCACCCAGAUGAAAGGGCGAGAGCUGAGCUGCAGGGCUAGGGCGAGUUCGGUGGUUUGGGUUUUGGAAAUGUCGGAUAUGCUCCCCAUAGAUGCAUAGAUGACCGAACCGGGUGACUUCGAGUCGAGCCACUGGGUGAUGGAUGUUUGCGAACCAUCCGGGUUGAAGAGGUUGAGCCCAUAUUCCGACCCUGUCUUGGGGAGGUCCAAUGGUUCUUUGUUGCUUAGAUAAGCUGAUGGAAUCGUCGGACCAAUCGACUUUAUCGGGAUCAACUUAUUCAUCAUCCAGUCAAGUAGCUUAUCUUCCAAGCUAUAGAAAGUGUUGCAAAAAGCCCAAUCGGCUUCCCUAACGGUGGAGAACUGUCCCCCCAGCAUGUCAAUUGCCACCGCAUAACUCCCCGGAUCCGCAACAAACGACGGGAGAUCAUCCGUCGCUAAUAAUACCGUCUCCGAAAGUCCCUCCACCGCAACCAACCCAUUCUCGUCCACCGCCGGCGGAGCCUCCAGCCUCCCUUCCACGACGUUCAAGUACACGGCAUUAACCGCCAUGGGCUGCGUGAAAAACGCCGCCCCGACCAUCCCAAGCUCCUUCGCCACGUGGAGGGCCCACGGCAUGAUCGAGUCGUACACCAGGCAGCACGGACCUGCAGCAGUGCCUGCAGGUCCGCGCAGCCUGGUCACGAAGUCCCGCAGCCCCUGCUCAACGAGGCUGCGGAACUUCUCCAGGAAGUGCUCGUCAAGGGGGAGCCCGCCGUCCGAGAUGAGCUCCACGGCGACGGACCCCACCGCCGAGCCCUGCAGGAUCAGCUUCUUGUCGGUAAAGACGACGAGGGUGACGGCGAGACCUUUAGCGACGAGCUUUUUCGAGAACUGGAGGGCCGGGUUGAUGUGGCCCUGCGCUGGCCACGGCAUUACGAUGACGUGUGGCCUGUCUGUCGUCGCUAAAGGUUUUUGUGUCAUUUUUUCGUCCCCUUUUGUUGUGAUUUAGCGACGG